GCCAGACUCCUCGUUCUGCGAGAAUCUAACAAAAACAGAUAUAUCUGAUCACAGCUUUAGGAUUUGACUUUUUCUUAGAAAAUCAAUACGACUUGCUUCGGAUUUUUGCUCCUAUCAGACACGCGGAUUAGUGUUGCUUUGGCAUAAAUUCCAGCGUUUUUCUAUCUUCGCACCCUGAGUCUAUGACAGUACUAUUCUUCCCGUUUUUCGAGUCAUGAAAAUGAAUAAGUAGAAUUUAAGCAGGAUUGCAUCGGUAUUUCUGUUUUUUUUUUGUUGCUAACUAGUAGUAGCACUUGUUACAGUUACUUUUUGCUUUAGUACUCUUCAUCUUGAUCUCGCUUGGUUUGUCACUCUUCUUUCUUCGACAGAAUUUGCGCAGUUGAUCGAGAUUGAAUAGACACAAAGAUGACCGGUCUCGGAGCAAACUUGAUCCACGCUUCGGAUCGUGUGGAGUUGGACUUUCCCAUGUUGUUAUUCGCAAACUCUGAAGAAAAAUUGAGGCAAAUCCGUUGCGACGUUUUAAUCCAAGAUGUAGUUCUGGACACUGAUUGUACCGAACAAACUCCUCGAAGUGGCGAUCUCGAGGAGAACAAGGUUUUUGUGAAGCCGCAACGGAAAGACCAAGAAGUAGAUAACAACCGGAAUCACUAUCACGAUGAUAAGGUGGACGAAGAGGGCACUCGCCCAAAUGGGACCACGACUUUAGCUUUUCUUGUUCACAACCUCCUAAGUCGCGAGGAGUGCGUUUUUUUGAAAGAGAAGAUGGACGCAGAUUCUGAUGAAGAUGGGGUUGUCCGCGAAAAGAUUGACGAUGCUACACGACAAAGCGACCGUAAAUUGUACUUUUCGAAUCGACUGGCUUCUGUCCUUUUCGAAAGGCUGGAACCAUUUUUAGCGAAGAUGGCAUUAGAGGAAAUUCAUGUCUCUUCGAAAAUAGCUAAAACCUCGUUUGACGACGACCAGGGUAAAUUAAGGAGUUCCAGUUGUACUAUGACUACGACGGCAAAGAAGACGAUAUUUCGGCAAGAACACGAAGAGACGUCGAACGUGAAGGAUACAGCAGCUUCCAACAAAUCCAGGACGACCGAAGACGCGCAGGUCGAUAGAGCUUCCGCUGUAACCCUACCCGAGAAAGAGCGCGCAUUUGUCCACCUCGAGGGACGACGUUGGCACGGACGCUGGACGGCAACAGGCCUGAACGACCGGUUUAGUUUUCUGCUCUACAAAGAGGCAGGCCAGGCGUUUCUACCUCAUUCCGACGGCUCCUUUGGUAGUAAGGAUCCGGACACUCAUCAGAUGCGGUAUUCCAUGUUCACGGUACUGUUGUAUCUCAAUGACGAUUUCACCGGGGGCGAAACGAAUUUACUUUCGCAUUAUGGGGACGAUGGGGAGACCGAAAUCCACUUUCUCUGUGGUGGGUACGAGGAGAACACGAGCCUCAUUCCCGGGAAACAGUCUGGUAAGGUUCGGUGCCGAAUUUUCGCAAGCAUCAAACCGGGAGCAGCAGAAAUGCAGUUGGAGAAUCAAGACGAUCCUCUUGUUGAGGAGGAUUCAUUCCCACUGUUUUCAUGUUGCUCUUCGGGUCGCCCGGAUAAGGAGAUGAUACGUGCAGCAGAGAAGGCGAUGCCCAGGAGCUCUAGUCCUCAUCCUUUGAUCCCGAACACAAAAAUUGGAGCUGCUCUUGUCUUUUUCCAAAAUGGGAUGCUCCAUGAGGGCGCCCCUCUUCAAGGUGGAUCCAAGUAUGUCAUUCGCACGGAUGUCAUGUACCACAGGGAACAGGAAGUUCCGCUCGGGAAACACGAAGAAUCUCAAGAUGAUCGCGGAGGCCUUAAUAUUAAAAAUUGUACGAAUUAUGCAAAAGAAGAAAAACUUCGCUUGGCUGAUCAGUAUCUGGAAAAAGCAAUCGCGUUCGAAGAACAACGGAAAUUUCGUGAAGCGCAAGAGCACUAUAGAUGGGCAUUUCACUUGAAUCCAGAACUAGAAAGACUUGUUUGAAAUUCUAAGGGAAUUCAAAGACAGUUAUUUUUCUUUUCACGUAGAGAUAAGACGUUCAUCGGGCUUGGGACAGAAGUGAAUAGUAGAUGAUCAUAUGAGAACUAGUGGCAUCUUCAAGAAGCUAAGACAGCUCGUCUCUGCAGUAGCAUCGAU
Molecule: messenger RNA, 2148 nt
Organism: Amoebophrya sp. A25
Lineage: Eukaryota; Dinophyceae; Syndiniales; Amoebophryaceae
Source: the annotation of a GenBank genome assembly